AUGGCAGGUGGAAGGCGAGGGGCAAACCGCACUACUUACUGCAGAACUCCACUUGGCGGUGAACCAGGUUCAGUAAGCAAUGGCAACCACUCCACCAGCUCCCCAGUCACUGGUGUGCGGUCUCGCACGAGGAGUGGUACUGGAGCCUGCAUGAGCAGCCCUCCAUUAGCUGCACAAACAGUGGUGCCCUUGAAACACAGCAAGAUACCAGAGUUACCCGUGGAUAACAACAUACUGUUUGAGCUGCAUCUGUUCUUCUGCCACCUCAUUGCCCUCUUUGUCCACUAUGUCAAUAUCUACAAAACUGUAUGGUGGUAUCCACCAUUACAUCCUCCCUCACACACUUCACUGAAUUUCCACCUGAUUGAUUAUAACAUGCUCAUCUUCAUAGUCAUCAUUCUGGCUCGGAGGUUAAUCGCAGCAAUUGUUAAAGAGGCAUCACAGAGUGGGAAACUAUCAUUUCCUCAUUCAAUCUUCUUAGUGAUGGCACGAUUUGUUGUGCUAACGCUGACAGGCUGGAGCCUAUGCCGAUCUCUCAUAUACCUCUUCAGAACGUACUCUGUGCUAAGCCUGCUCUUCCUAUGUUAUCCAUUUGGAAUGUAUAUUCCGUUCUUUCGGUUGAGCUGCGACUUCCGACGUGCUGGUCCUCUCUCCCCCAUCGCCAGCAUCGGCUCCAAAGAGAUGGGCAGCGUUGGCCGGGGGCGGGACUACCUGACAGUGCUCAAGGAAACCUGGAAGCAGCACACCAGCCAGCUGUACGGCGUCCAGGUCAUGCCAACUCACGCUUGCUGCCUAUCCCCAGAUUUGAUCCGCAAAGAGGUGGAGUACCUCAAAAUGGACUUUAACUGGAGAAUGAAGGAAGUGCUGGUCAGCUCCAUGCUGAGUGCCUACUAUGUGGCCUUUGUACCUGUCUGGUUUGUCAAGAGCACACAGUAUGUCGACAAAUGCUGGUCUUGCGAGCUCUUCAUCCUGGUAUCAGUCAGCACGUCAGUCAUUCUCAUGAGGCACCUCUUGCCACCUCGCUACUGCGACCUGCUGCACAAAGCUGCAGCACACCUGGGCUGCUGGCAGAAAGUAGACCCAUCCCUCUGCUCCAAUGUCCUCCAGCACUUGUGGACAGAAGAAUACAUGUGGCCACAGGGAGUCCUCGUCAAACAUAAUAAGAAUGUCUAUAAAGCUACGGGCCACUACAAUGUCGCAGUACCAUCUGAUGUGUCCCAUUAUCGCUUCUAUUUUUUUUUCAACAAGCCGCUGAGAAUAUUGAACAUCCUUCUCAUCCUGGAAGGUUCCAUGAUAUUUUACCAACUCUACUCGUUGAUCUGCUCAGAAAAGUGGCACCAGACCAUAUCACUGGCACUGAUUCUCUUCAGUAACUACUAUGCCUUCUUCAAACUGCUAAGAGACAGAAUCGUCUUAGGCAGGGCAUACGCUUACUCAAAUGGUCCGUCGGACCAGAAAGUAAGUUAG
Molecule: messenger RNA, 1467 nt
Organism: Nerophis lumbriciformis (worm pipefish)
Lineage: Eukaryota; Metazoa; Chordata; Actinopteri; Syngnathiformes; Syngnathidae
Source: RefSeq, a predicted model, not a curated record